GUCUCGUGCCGUUUGGAAGUGUUCCAGGUUUUUAUGAUCUGUCCAAAUCUCGAAGGGGUGUCGUGCGCCUUCGAGGUAGUGAUUCCAAUGUUCCAACGCUUUGAUUAUAGCCAAGAGUUCCCGGUCGUGAACGUCGUAAUUCCGCUCUGCUGGUGA
Messenger RNA from Heterobasidion irregulare TC 32-1, 156 nucleotides. RefSeq lists its product as uncharacterized. The annotation marks the transcript as partial. Lineage: Eukaryota; Fungi; Basidiomycota; Agaricomycetes; Russulales; Bondarzewiaceae. The record is from RefSeq and is a predicted model, not a curated record. The transcript has a single exon.